UUUUGUUGUGUGGAUAGUGAGCCCCACUUGGGAUGGUGCGUACACGUACGUACAAAAGACUAGCACACCUUCCGAGUGGCCACACAAGAUUUGUCGUGCACACAGCAAGCGGACAUCAUCAUCAUGAAGACCCUUCAACGGAUUGUGGCGGCGGUCAUGCCGUGUGUGGCGGUCGCAUUUGCUCUAUUAGUUCUAUCGUUACCGGUACAUGGUCUGAGUUGCUGGGGAUUGAGAGAGAAUGGAAGCGGGACGUGCGAGCUCCUGAUUCAAGAGAAUGUCACUAUGGAGGAAUGUUGCUCACAUAACGGGGAUAGUAUAUCCUUCUCUACGAUGGAGAAUCUCGGACCCGGUGACGUCUUCAGGUAUAAAACGCUCUACGGAGGGGUACCAAACUGCACCCUUUGCGAAAAAACAUGCAAACAGACGCAGUGCAAGGAUGGCCGUAAGUGCGUCAUCAAGGGUGGCCGACCGAGGUGCGUUUGCAAGCCAGACUGUACACAGAGCGAGAAUAGUACGUCACACAGGGGACCUGUUUGCGCCACCAACGGCAAGGAGUACAAGAGUAUGUGCGCCUUUCUCAAAAUGAAAUGCCGACAACAAGACCAGUACUUAGAGUUGGAUGUCGCCUACAAUGGACUAUGUCAAAAUUCAUGUGACAGCGUAUCUUGCCUGGGCACCCACAAAUGUUGCGUGGAGGAUCAGCACGGCAGACCGCACUGUGUGUCGUCUAGCGCCAUCAGUUGUCCGGGCCCGUUAAGGGACGCCUUCGUAUGCGGUGCUGACGGCGUGACGUAUGAGACGUUGUGUCAACUCAGGCGGACUUCUUGUUCCAGGGGGGCCAUCGUCCCUGUAUUACACACGGGAAAAUGUGAAGCUUUGACGUCUUGCAACAGCACAAGUUGUGUGAAUCGGAAGGAGUGCUAUUGGGAUCACCCAGCCAACACAUCUCGCUGCAUCUUGUGUAACUACGACUGCAAUGGCUGGCCGGACGAGGCUAUACUGUGUGCUUCAGACGGCAAAACGUACCAGAGCUGGUGUGAGAUGCAGGAGCAUAUAUGCCAGACGCACGAGUACGCAGAGAUGUUAGCGUGGGGAGUUUGCGAUGAAUACGGACAACCGUUAUACACCCCAGACGAUGGGUCAGGUUACUCCAUGUUCGACUCAGGCUACAGUCAGAUCGACUUCACUCCAAGUAGUCGACAGAUUCUUGACAACCUGCGCUCGAGCAUGUACAAUAGUCAAGGGAGAGAUGACGAAAACGCCACUACGACGGAGAGCAGCAUGUUCAACACAACCCAACAGAUCGACGGUACGUUGGACCCUGUCACGCCACAAAUACCAGCACCAGAGGCUGACGGGGGCGACGUGAUUGGGAACGAGGAAAUUGAAAACCCGUAAAAUACGAAGUGUAUCCGCGUACUGGUUUUCAAACAGACUAUUACAGCAAACCCCUACCGUAGCCGCACUGUUGACGUCUAAUCAAUUGGUACUUGACUGAGAGUCAGGCUGCAACAACCCCCUACCAUAGCCGCACUGUUGACGUUUAUUCUACUGAUAUUUGACUCAGAGUCAGGCAACAUCAAACCCCUAUAGCCGCACUGUUGACGUUUAAUCACACUGAUAUAUUUUGACUGAGGGCUCAGGGCAAGCCAGUCGCCAUGUUAGAGCUCUGACUAAUAUUGACUAUAAAUGUUUUCCAUCUACCUACCAGCGCGUGUGUUCAAUAGCUAGUAUACACCACCGAGCGCCUCAGGUGAGAUUUGUAUUGAUCCCCGCAUAGACAGUUCUUCCCCAUUGCUAUCAGUUUGCUCAUCAAAAGGCCACUGAAUACAGUAAGCUAGACUUGUGAAGUCUUAAGAGACUUGAACAGGGUCGGGUCAAGUUUAGUUAAGCCAUUGUUUGAAAUGGCUCCCUGGGCUUUACUUAGAAGAAGCUGUGAAUGGUGAACGUGUUUAUGUAGCAUGACAAGGCUCAGUUCGUGACAACACGGCAGCCAUUGCAGGGAGCUUGGCAACAUGGCUGCCAAGUGACUUCAAAGUAGUAUCGCGCGACCUUUAAACCAGUUUAACAAUCGUUACAAAUGUAUAAGCCAACGUAAAAUGUAAAGAGGACAACCUUAUUUUGAGUGUUUACUGCUUCAAUGUGUUCCGUUUUACCUCAGCUGCUUUAACUUUACAAAAAAUGCAUACAUAUAUAUAGCUUUCCCUAACCACGUCUCAUUAACCCGUUUAUGCUAUUCGCAGUGCAAAAUGUACAAAUAAUCAAAAGGUAAGCGGCAUUUGUAUAUUGAGGUUUAAAAGGCUGUGUACCAAAAUGGCGGUUGUGGCUGUGGCUGUAUACGCACAUAAUUAUUUACGUUCAAAUUGGUUGCUUAAAAGCUUUUGAUACCUAUAGUUAUUGUACAUCAUGUUGGCCAUGACAUGAAUCCCUACUCACUGUCAAUGAAGAUGUAUGUAA
This is a messenger RNA of Asterias rubens (European starfish), 2457 nucleotides long. Its product is annotated as follistatin-like. The record is from RefSeq and is a predicted model, not a curated record. Gene Ontology annotation, biological process: anatomical structure development. Lineage: Eukaryota; Metazoa; Echinodermata; Asteroidea; Forcipulatida; Asteriidae. Bases 124 to 1398 code for a protein of 424 amino acids. The transcript has 6 exons. Gene Ontology annotation, molecular function: extracellular matrix binding; collagen binding; protein binding.